Molecule: messenger RNA, 852 nt
Organism: Daldinia childiae
Lineage: Eukaryota; Fungi; Ascomycota; Sordariomycetes; Xylariales; Hypoxylaceae
Exons: 2
Coding region: 1-852 (283 amino acids)
Source: RefSeq, a predicted model, not a curated record
AUGGCAGAUCUUAAGGUCGACAACCCUCAGAAUACCGAACAGAGAAGAUCAGAUAGUGUACAGACUACCAGGUCCAGCUCUGAUUCGACUUUGUCGUCUGAUAUGGACUCUAUAUUUUCGAGAGCGUGGUGCCAUAUGCUGGAGCCUGUUCGUCCGUCCGGGUUUGCUGAGCUCGAGCUACUUAUCCUAACCUUUUGCACGGGUAUGCAAGAUGCCAUCUCUUUUCCCGACUACCACUGCUUCGCAUCAAACCAGACAGGAAAUACGGUUUUCCUCAUGCUGGCUAUCAUACUACCUCAUCUUAACGGCGAAAUGUUUAUCACGGCAAACAUUGGGUCAGCUCUGGGUUUCUUCCUCUUGGGUGGAUGGUUGACAGGUCAGAUUAGCCACCUCGUUGGCCCACGGCUAAGACUCUGGCUCGUCUGCUGCAACUUCAUCCAGUCAUGCUUGGUAUUCGGAGCAGCGGCUAUGCAAUACCAACACGGAGCAGGAUUAAAGGGUGGCGACGCCGUGAUAGUUGUGGGACUUCUGGCAUUUGCUUCUGGGAGCCAGGUUGUACAGUCGCGAUCCCUCCAGAUGACGGAGAUAAGCACAGCGAUGGCUACGGCCGCGUGGAUCGACCUGCUAAUCGAUCCUAAACUCUUCAAGUUAAAUAAUAGGCCACGUACAAGGCGUGCCAUGUUUCUCGCGACGCUUGUCCUCGGGUCACUCGCAGGUGCAGGUAUUUACCGAUCUGCCGGAUCUUGGGUAGCCAUUUUGGUAUCGGCUGCUGGGAAGAUGCUUGUGACGGGAAUGUAUUUAUUCAACGGUGCUGAUAAACCCAAGACGACGUCCGGCCAAGAUGCUUGCUAG